Messenger RNA from Magallana angulata, 1794 nucleotides. Its product is annotated as tubulin-specific chaperone E-like. NCBI's taxonomy places the organism in Eukaryota, Metazoa, Mollusca, Bivalvia, Ostreida, Ostreidae. The coding region runs from base 16 to 1671 and encodes 551 amino acids. The record is from RefSeq and is a predicted model, not a curated record. The transcript is spliced from 14 exons.
UAAAAAGGAGAGCAAAUGUUGAUAUCAAGCGUUUCAAAUACUUUGACCAACAACAUGAAAGAAAUGGAUGUCAAGCGAAGUGAUGGGAGUGAACUACAAAUCAACGACAGAGUAGCUUCAGAAGGACACUAUGGAAGUGUCAAAUUCAUUGGUACCUUACCAGACACAAAAGGAGUUUGGAUCGGGGUUGAUUGGGACGAAGCUGAGCGAGGUAAACAUGAUGGUAGUCAUAAUGGCCAGAGAUAUUUCAGUGCAAGACACCCUACAUCUGGGUCAUUCGUGAGAGGGAAGAAACUGGAUCUGGGCAUUAAUUGUUUUGAUGCUGUUGUGGACCGUUAUGGUAAAAUUGAUGACCCCAAUGCAGGAGUCAUAACAGAAGAGCUGUUUGUUGUGGGCAGCAAUCAGAAGAAGACAGUGGUGGAAAUGGUCGGAGCCAAAUCAGUCAAUGAAAAACAGAGUAAACUAGAUACCUUACAAGAGGUGGUUCUGAGAGGAUGCUUGGUUUAUGGUGUAGGAGAGAGCCCUGAAAAGCUAAGCAAAUGUACACCCCAGAUACAGGAGCUGGAUCUCUCCCUAAAUCUCCUACCAUCAUGGCCCAGAUUAGCAGCUAUCUGUAAAUGUUUACCCAAUCUCACAGAUUUAAAUGCAAGUGAUAAUCGUCUGGAAAUGCCUACUGAUGUGACAGAAUUGAGUGAUUCUUUCUCUAAUGUGAAAGUCUUAAAAUUAAACAGAGUCCAUUAUAAUUGGCAACAGUUGUUGGAGUGCUGUAAAGUCUUUCCAUGCCUAGAGCAGCUCCAUGUGUGUUUCAAUAAUCUAUCAUCUGUACAUUCCCCUGGGAGUCAACUGCAGAAUUUAGUACUCCUCAACCUGGAAUCAAACUGUCUAGAGUCAUGGGAUCAAAUUCUACAGUUGGAUAUUUGUUCAAGGUUAGAGAGUCUUAUUCUGAAUGAUAAUAAAAUCAGCAGUAUCACUUUUCCUGAUGCCAGUUUAGGAAGUAAAACCAAGUUCUUUUCAAACCUGAAGCACAUCUACAUCAACAACAAUAGAAUUUCACAGUGGAGCUGUAUAAAUGAAAUGAACAAAUUGAAGAGUUUUGAGGACCUGCAGAUACAUGGAAACCCUAUACAGGAGACAGCCUCUCCAGAGACUGUCAGACAGCUCAUCAUAGCCAAAGUUGCCAACUUGAAGAAAUGUCAAAGAACAGAGGUCACUAAUGAAGAGAGAAGAGGUGCAGAAAUAGACUAUCUGAAGAGGUUUGGUGCGGACUGGCUGAAAUCAGGAGGAAACCAAAACCUGAGGCUGAACAGUCCCAACCAAGAGUUCCUCACACAGCAUCCCAGGUUCCAGCACUUUGUCAAAGUAUAUGGAGCCCCAGAAAGUUCUGAAAUGAGCAAGAAGCCACAGAAGCUAAAAGACAGUUUGAUAGAAAUUAAAAUUGUUAACCCUGAUGAUCCGAACGUCAAAUCUCUACAGAAGAAACUGCCAGGAACUAUGACUGUACAAAAACUAAAGGCUUUGAUUCAAAGACUGUAUAAAGCCGACUCGGAAAUCAAGCUCUCCUACGUCAGUAAAAAGAUGGAGGGCUGUGAGAUAGACUUUGACAAUGACCUCAGACCACUGAACUACUUUUCUAUAGAGGCAGGAGACACUGUUUAUGCUCGAUGGUCAUGAUGAAAGAAAUGGACAUUUUGUAGGGCUUUAUUACAUUUCUUUGUCCAUUCAUUCUCGUUGCUUUCUCUGUGAUAUCUUUUUUUUAUUAUGACAAAAUUUAAUAAAAUGACAAAAGACAUUUUA